AUGCCCGGAUGGAGAAAUCGCAAAAAAUGGCGGCUAAUCGACGUCAGUGGCGUUCUUGCUGUUAGCUUCUUUCCAAAUUGUGUGAUUGAGCGCUUGGAGGUCUCGAACUCCCUCUUCCUCAGGUCGACCAACAUUCUUUGGUACGGAUCCAUGUCUACUCUUUUCCGAGCUCGAUUGUCCUCUCUGCGACAUGAAAGACACGGUGUCAGUCGGUUUGCUCUGGCACUGAGUGGAAAUGCGCUGUUUCUCAGGUAUCGGUCGCAGGCUAAACAGUGGUGA
Opisthorchis viverrini is the source of this 279-nucleotide messenger RNA. RefSeq lists its product as hypothetical. The record is from RefSeq and is a predicted model, not a curated record. Bases 1 to 279 code for a protein of 92 amino acids. The transcript is spliced from 2 exons. NCBI's taxonomy places the organism in Eukaryota, Metazoa, Platyhelminthes, Trematoda, Opisthorchiida, Opisthorchiidae.